Molecule: messenger RNA, 3390 nt
Organism: Neolamprologus brichardi
Lineage: Eukaryota; Metazoa; Chordata; Actinopteri; Cichliformes; Cichlidae
Gene: slc25a25b
Product: solute carrier family 25 member 25b
Biological process (GO): transmembrane transport
Cellular component (GO): mitochondrial inner membrane
Molecular function (GO): calcium ion binding
Source: RefSeq, a predicted model, not a curated record
CCGGGCUCAGCAGACAAAUGUCUUGCUCUUUUUAAUGGGCGGUAAGUUGCCGGGUGCCUAGAUAUUGAAAUAAAAACUAAAAGGGGACUUCAGAAUGGAACCGUAUUGUUUGUAAUAGGUGGAAGUCGAACAUACGCUGCUGUGGAGAUAUUUUAAUAGACGCUUAGAGAGCAGACAGCAGAAUUCUCAUCAUAUCGACGCGUCUCGUUUCGCCGGCAUCUUUCACUCGCUAACGUUGAAAAUAGCUAGCUGAGCUGAUGGACUCAAUUGGAAUUUGUGCUUGUGUGUGAGCUUCACGGUUGUGUUAGUGUUAAGUGUGCGUUGUACGCCAAGUAAAAGCCGUCGACUUUAAUAGAGGCACGUGGUGACGUAGUAGUCAGGACUCGCGAUAUAAAGGUGAUUCAGCCUUUGGUUAGUACAGGGUCAAGCUGUUCGGGAGAGGCGGACACAUGAUGCACCAGCAGGGCUCGUUGAUGCCCUCUUUGCUCAGUGGUGUAUUCUGCCAGUGUCGGUCGACAGACACACAUCCAGGGGCCGACCCUGGUGGUGGAGGCAGGGUUCCCCCCUCCGUCCCUUCCUCGGAUGCAUCACCAUCUAAACCAGUAACCCAACAGUCAGCGUCCGGCGUGUGGCACAUCGACGAAGGAGAGCAUCCAUGUGACAUAUGUGGGGGUUCGGAGCAGGAGCACAGACUCAAAGUGCUCUUCCAGGUCCUGGAUGUGAACGGGGAUGGAGGCAUCUGUGUGAACGACUUGACAAUUGGGCUGAAGAAGUUAGGAGUACAUCGCACUGAACAUGAGCUCAUGAAAAUAGUGAAAGCCGGAGACAAAGACCUGGAUGGACAGUUAGACUUUGAGGAAUUUGUCCAUUAUCUCAGAGACCAUGAGAAGAAACUCCGACUGGUCUUCAAGAGUUUGGACAGGAAGAAUGAUGGUCGAAUUGACUCACAAGAAAUCAUGCAGUCUCUGCGUGACCUGGGAGUGAACAUCUCUGAGGAACAGGCAGAGAAGAUUCUUAGAAGAAUAAGGAGGGGUCAUAUCUGGGCCCCUAUUAUGUAUAUGGAUAAAAAUGGAACAAUGACCAUUGACUGGAAUGAGUGGCGGGACUACCACCUCCUGCAUCCAGCUGACAACAUCCCUGAGAUUAUUCUUUAUUGGAAACACUCCUCGAUCUUUGAUGUAGGGGAGAGUCUGAUGGUUCCUGAUGAGUUCACAGCAGAGGAGAAGAAAAUGGGUAUGCUAUGGCGACACCUAGUGGCUGGAGGAGGGGCUGGUGCAGUGUCUCGAACUUGCACAGCACCACUGGACCGUCUGAAAGUUCUCAUGCAGGUUCACUCCUCCAAGAGCAACAGUAUGCGCAUCGCAGGUGGCUUUGCUCAGAUGAUCCGAGAGGGUGGUGUAAGGUCUCUGUGGCGAGGCAACGGUAUCAACGUCCUCAAAAUUGCCCCUGAGUCUGCAAUAAAGUUUGUGGCUUAUGAACAGAUUAAGCGACUGAUUGGAAGUAACCAGGAGACAUUGGGCAUCACAGAGAGACUGUUGGCUGGCUCUCUGGCUGGAGCGAUUGCUCAGAGCAGCAUAUACCCCAUGGAGGUCCUGAAGACACGGUUAGCCCUGAGGAAGACGGGUCAAUACUCGGGCCUCCAAGAUUGUGCUAAACAUAUCUUCCAGAGGGAAGGCGUGGCAGCUUUCUACAAGGGCUACAUCCCAAACAUGCUGGGCAUCAUUCCCUAUGCUGGCAUCGACCUGGCUGUCUAUGAGACUCUGAAGAAUUCGUGGUUGCAGAACUACGCUACAGAUAGUGCUGAUCCAGGAGUGUUUGUGCUACUCGCUUGUGGCACUACUUCCAGCACAUGUGGACAGUUGGCCAGCUACCCACUCGCUCUGGUCAGGACUCGAAUGCAGGCACAAGCUUCUCUGGGAGGAGGUCCUCAGAUGAGCAUGACAGGACUGUUCAGAAACAUUAUUAGGACUGAGGGACCAAUAGGACUCUACCGAGGCCUGGCACCCAACUUCAUGAAGGUCAUCCCAUCUGUCAGCAUCAGCUACGUGGUCUACGAGUACCUGAAGAUCACGCUGGGAGUCCAGUCAAAGUGACCAGGGAGGCAGACAGAAGAAAAUAAGUGGCCAAAGGUUUUUUUUGUUUGUUUGUUUGUUUGUGGUCUGAAAUGACCAGCUACGGUUCAACAUAUUUCAGUGCAGAAAAUGAAGGACAAAGCUGAGAUGUGUGAUUUGAAGAGAGAAAAAAUUUGACUGAAGUCAUGUCUGUCAGUUGUUCUCUUAAGCUUUCUUGUAGCAGCUCGGUGGUGUUUCAGCACCUGUGAGUCUUAGUUUAACAAGUGUUUACAUGACUCUAAAUUACUGCUAGAACUGGAACAUGUCCCUGCUGCUGAGUACUGUGAAAGGAACAGUCCUGCGUCUCUGUGGAAAGGAAGAAUCUUGAUCCUGGUGGGCUUUGCUCAGUCAUGACACUAUAUCAUCAUAUUGCUGUCAGCAUAUGAUAUCAUACGCUAUCAGCUUUGUCUGUGAAGCUGUAACUGGAUUUAAAACGGUAGAUAAAUGGUCGAUUUGGCUGCAUUAAAACAGAGAUGAUAUAAACAAGAGAAACUAGUUUACUUUAAGCUAAAAUCAGUAUAUAAUGAAAUAAAGGAUUAACGUGAUCCAAAGUGAUUAGGGCCAUUCUAGCAAAAACUAAUUACAGAACCAAGGGAAGUGUUCACUAUCUCUGAGAUUAAAGUAAUAAGUAUUAAAAUAGGCUUGAAAUAGUUAUUAUCGAUGUCCUAUGAAAAGUUAUUGCUGCAAAUCGAGGAAACCAACUCAGACAGUGAAACUAGCCGCUGCGACUUGAGCCAUUGGUUAGUGAAGUCUCAUUCUGAUCCCUGAGCUGAGAGUAUUUUUUUUCCAUUGGCAUCUUGGUGUUUUUAAACUUAGAACAAUCGUUAUAUACAAGGUAAGGUAAACUUCAUGUUGCAUUUAAUAUGACCUGAAGCCCAUAAAGGAAAGUGUUCACUGGGGUCACAUAAAAAGGGUGCUGAAGGCCGUUUUCCCAAAGACCUGUAAAUAACCACAAGUCUUUGCAGCCAGAAGAAUGAAGGAAAAGGCAUUAAAAAGAAAGCAGGUUUAAGGCACUUUAGCACUGACUUCACUUUUCAGACCAAGAAGCUGUGUCCAUAUGUCACCCCCACAGUAUCUUUUGUAUGAUUGAUGUGGUUUCUUGACAACAAAGAGGGAAAGAAACAGACCAUAAUUUGGUCUGAUCAUUUCUGAUGUGUGUAAUUUUCUUUCUUUCUUUCUUUACCACUACAAUCAUUGAGAAUAUCCAAGUGUUUUUUUUCUUGCAUACUUGUCAGUCCAAGUUUUUUCCAUUUAAAAUCAUUAUCCACUGUCAUUUACU